Messenger RNA from Zygotorulaspora mrakii, 318 nucleotides. It is a transcript of the gene RPL30, whose product is annotated as 60S ribosomal protein eL30. Bases 1 to 318 code for a protein of 105 amino acids. The record is from RefSeq and is a predicted model, not a curated record. Gene Ontology annotation, molecular function: RNA binding; structural constituent of ribosome. The transcript is spliced from 2 exons. NCBI's taxonomy places the organism in Eukaryota, Fungi, Ascomycota, Saccharomycetes, Saccharomycetales, Saccharomycetaceae. Gene Ontology annotation, cellular component: cytosolic large ribosomal subunit.
AUGGCCCCAGUUAAGAACCAAGAAAACAUCAACCAGAAAUUGGCUUUGGUUGUCAAGUCCGGUAAGUACACCCUAGGUUACAAAUCCACCGUCAAGGCUUUGAGACAAGGUAAGUCCAAGUUGGUCAUCAUUGCUGCCAACACCCCAGUUUUGAGAAAGUCCGAAUUGGAAUACUACGCUAUGUUGUCCAAGACUAGAGUUUACUACUUCCAAGGUGGUAACAACGAAUUGGGUACUGCUGUUGGUAAACUUUUCAGAGUUGGUGUCGUUACCAUUUUGGACGCUGGUGACUCUGAUAUCUUGACCGCUUUGGCUUAA